AUGUCCAAAGAUGGCCCUGAGCCGUCCAGCACGCCGUCAAUCUUCACACCAUACCUCUCGCCGUCCUUGGCUUCUCACCUCUCGUCCACACCCAACCCGAUCGACGUCGACUCGUUGUGCCGCACGCCGCUCUCUCGCCUCCAACAGACGGCCCUUCCCAACCUGGGGUUGAUCGAACUCGUCUCGUCGACGGAUUUUGCAACUCUCUACGACGACCUGUACAUUUCCAGUUUCCCAAAGCGCCCCGAGCGAGAGAACUCGGAUUUGAUAGUCGCCCGACUCGCUGCCCAAGCGGCAAACACUCGCACGGGACUCGCACCGUAUCGCAUCGUCGGUUUACGCGAUAGAGAAGGCAAAGCCAUAGGAGCUGCACAGUUCAGUGUUCUUCCUCUUCCUGUUCGUGACGAUUAUACGACCAGAGCCGACGGGCUUGAUUCGACGAGCACGACCACCGGUGGUUCACCUCCUGCACUCGCCGUACCUUACCUCCAAUACAUCUACAUCCGACCCUCUUCGAGACGACAAGACAUGUCGGAAGUUUUACACACGUUCGUCCUGGCCGUAGCUGCGGCCGAUGCGUCCACCAUUCUCUCAUUCCCACCGGCAAAAUCACUGGUCGUACGAGCACCCAAUGAUAUUAUACCCACGGGGUCUGGGAUCGACAGCAACAGCAGAACCCGAGUCCACCCACAGAAUCACACCACACACGUCCCUUUUACGCUUUUUGAAACAGAACCUCCCGACCACGGCGUCGACGCCUCAUCUCGUUCUUACGCCCUGGAACGAUCAAAGAUCCACACGUCGACGGGAGGUGUGGCGGUGGUGUUGCUCAGACGUCGGCCGAAAGGUGAAGUCGAGGGAAAAGGAGACGACGACGACGACGAAAUUCGACAGAUCUUGAGUGCACACGUCCAACCUGGUUUGGAACCGGAUGACCCCCCAUUGACAUUGGUCUGGGUCAUUCGACCGUCACCCAACCCGGGAGUGGUUUACGACCUCGGGCAGGUCGGCAAGGACCUGGUCGCGGCGUACUACCAGAGUCUGCGCGACGAAGGGUUCCCGGAAGCCAACAUCGCCCUGGCCGAGAGGAUGGUCGAGGAGAGAUGUCGAGACGCCGACUUUCAUUUGAUGCCUCUGGCCCAAGUUUCGGAUUUCAAAAACACAUGACCUCACCAUCCGAACUCAGUAGGAAAGCUAGGAAAAUGCAAAAGGAGCACGAAUGAUUUUUAAAAGAUUGCAUUGAUGAUUGCCUAUAAAACU
This is a messenger RNA of Exophiala oligosperma, 1260 nucleotides long. RefSeq lists its product as uncharacterized. Bases 1 to 1167 code for a protein of 388 amino acids. Lineage: Eukaryota; Fungi; Ascomycota; Eurotiomycetes; Chaetothyriales; Herpotrichiellaceae. The transcript has a single exon. The record is from RefSeq and is a predicted model, not a curated record.